AAUUUAGAUCCCAAAAUCCCAUAUAAUUGGAUUUCGACAAAGAAAGCCUGAUUGUCCACAACGCAUACAGAAAGAAAUGAUACUACCCAUCAGGGAAAACAUCCAGUGUGGGCGAUAAUAUGGAUCUCCAGGUUAUGAGCCAAUAGAAUUUACGGCAUAAAGUGUAACGGUUAGUCUUGAAGAAAAACAAAUAAAACGCUGGUCCAAUAAGAAUACUAUUUAUAAGAAGAAAGGCGAUAAUUUCAAGGCUAAAUCCAAAUGCCGUCUAUGGACGGCAGCAGCAUGGUAGCUUUCAAAACAGUGCUUUUGAAUAGGAUCAGGGCCUCUAUUAUUUUGAAAUUCAAAUGAAAAUGUUGAAAAAUUUAAUUAUAAAUUGAACAAAUUUGAUGGGUUCAAAUACAAGACGACACAAACAUAAGCCACGGACUGUUAGGAUAUUCUGAUGAAUAUAACUGUGAAAUUCACAAACUGAGAAAAGAAUUGGUAGGUCUGGGUGGGCAAGGGAACCGAAUAUGCGCACAAAGUUCUUCUUGAUACCAUUCAUGAAUCAGCUCCAUACUCUGCACCAAUGUCAUUCAUCCACAUUUUUUCUGCUGGUCUAGAUGGUCUAUAUAUAUGUUUCAGAAAGAUGAACAAUUUUCUUCAACAGAUUGUAUCAUAUUCUGUGUUUUGCGUGUUUUUGGAAAUAAAUUUAGGCAUUCCUAUUUCACAUGUUCAGUAUACUGCGUUCUGGGUAUCUCUUAGUUGUGAGAAGAAUGCUAUUUUAUAUGUCCUCUAAUAGAUUGGAUAGUAUGAUAAAAUACCCAUUUAUUGGACUGGCCUAUAGUUCUGCUGGGUAUACAGUUUUGAAGCUAUCUAGGGAAAUACAUAUUUCUAAUGAAAUCAUCUAAUUCUUCUAAAAAUUUCUCAGGCUAGGAUUCCUGUUUGCCCUUUUGAUUUGAUUGAACUGGCCUAUAGUUCUGCUGGGUAUAUAGUUUUGAAGCUAUCUAGGGAAAUACAUACUUCUAAAAAAUUAUCUAAUUCUUCUGAAAAGUUCUCCGGCUAGAAUUCCUGUUUGCCCUUUUGAUUUGAUUGCUACCAGUUCUUCUUUGGUUGAUAACAUGGAUUACACUAGCAUUGGUGGCAGUAGUAAUAGUAGUCGUAGUAGUAGUAGCAAUGUAUCUGACCAGACUAAUGCAAGUCUUACUUUGGAGCAACAGAGGAGUGUGGUAAAUGAGGACGGACAUCAGAUUGUGGUGGCAAUAGUGGAUGCAUCAAAGGAGAUUACUUUGGGCGUAUUGAAAUGGGUGUUAGAGAAACUUCAAUUAAAACCCGGGGAUAAAUUCAUAUUCCUCGGGGUCCUUCAGCAGAUUAACACUCCUAGUAUGUAUAAUUUUACGAAAAUAUUGGGUACUUCUAGUCGACCAUUAUUGGGGAGUAAAACAAGAGCAGAUCCAAAUUCACAGACAGGAUACAAUAUGAAUGUACUGAUCGAGGAAGAGAGACAAAGGAAAAAGGAAGAGUUUGAUAGAAACGAGGAACUUAUGAAUAUUCAAAGGCAAUGUGAAAUGAAACAGAUUCAAUAUCAGGUAGAAGUUAAGGCAGGGGCUUCAACAAAAGUUAUAGCAGUGGAUGGCAUCAAAGCUUGUGAACCUCAACCCACACUUGUAAUACUGGACAGGCACAUGAAGGAGAAGAAAUAUUUCUUGGAGAAACUGAAAUGCAAUAUUUUACGGGUGAAGCGGAACAACACCAUAGAGAUGCUACGCGGACCAUUCAAAGCAUCUUUCACAUACGAUGAAAUGUUACCAGAAUUAAGUUAUAGUUCAUUUCAUCUAACAACCCCUGUCAACACUAAUGCGGCCAAAGAUGAUCAAAAAGUACAAUUCGAGCUACCAGUUAGGAUUGAAGAUACGAUUUCAAAAGCAAAAUCGAUGAAUAAUUUAUGUUGCCCUUCUGGAUCUCCUGUACCAGACAUUGCAUUGGAUACAAAUGCUGAUAAUCCAAUGCAAAUUCUCAGAUCGAAAAGCGAUUCUAAACUGGACAUCAAUAAGGCAGCUGAUGCUACAACAAAUGUUGAUCAAGUUUCACCAGUGCAAUUUACACUAUCACACCUACUCAAUAGUGAGAGAAGCACAGAAACUAGUGAAAGCAGUAAUCUCUCCGCAAUUCCAGGUCAAGACCUAGUCCGGGAAUUGUCAACUGUCGAUUCACUCUCGCACUCAUUAAACCCGAAAAUCACAAACACAGAAGUCCCAAGCUCUAGCUCCAGUUACAAAAUUUCUGAGUGUGAGAUAUGCAAAUACAGGUCUCCAAAUAUUGGCAGAGAACUCAAGUCAUUUGAUUAUUCAGAAAUUCAAGCAGCUACCAAUAAUUUUUCCAGUGAGAAUUUCAUUUCUGAAGGUGGGUUUGGGCUGGUGUACAAAGGUAGGCUGGAAGAUGGACAGCAUAUUGCAGUUAAGCAACACAAAGAAGCAAGCUCACAGGGAGAAAAAGAGUUCAGGUCUGAAGUUGAAGUUCUGAGCUAUGCUCAACACAAGAAUUUGGUAACUCUGCUGGGAUUUUGUUCUCAAGAUAACCACCGCCUACUUGUGUAUGAGUAUGUUUGCAAUGGGUCUCUUGAUAAACAUCUUUCCAACAAAGCAACGCCAUUGCAGUGGAAGUAUAGGAAGAAAAUUGCAGAGGGAACGGCCAGAGGAUUGAGAUAUUUGCAUGAGGAAUGCAGAGGAGGUUGUAUUGUUCACCGUGAUAUGCGUCCUAAUAACAUCCUUGUUACCCACGACUUUGAACCUAUGGUUGGAGAUUUUGGAUUAGCCAGGUCACAGAAACCUUUGGAAGCAGACAACGAGACUAGAGUUGUUGGCAGUUUUGGAUAUUUGGCUCCAGAAUAUGCAGAGAGUGGAAAGGUUUCCACAAAAACGGACGUCUACUCUUUUGGCAUGGUGUUGUUGGAGCUGAUUACAGGACGUAAAGCCCUUGAUAGGACACUUCCUGGCCAGAGCCUUCUAGCAUGGGCACGCCCUUUGUUGGAUGAUCGGAGAUAUCAUGAGCUUAUAGAUCCUCUUCUCAUGGAUUCACAUGACGUCCAUGAAUUAUAUUGCAUGGUUCGUGCAGCAGGCCUUUGCCUUCGCAAGGAUCCUACAUCCCGACCCACAAUGAAUCAGGUGGUAAAGAUUCUAGAAGGCAGCAUGAUGAAUCAAUUGGAGGAAGACUCUCCAACAAUGGGUGGUAGUGAAUCAUUUAUACAAAUGAUAGAAACCUCCCCUUCAGCUGAAGAGCGUUCUUCGCAGAGUGGGAGGAAAUCUCAUGCAAAGAAGAAAUCCUCUUUCACUUAUUAUGAAAUGCUGUAGAUGGUUCUAGGAAAUGGAAGAUUAAAUAAAAUAUAAUGGAGAUGGCAAAAUACUUGAUAGUGUUGAAAAGGUUCUUUAUGCCAAAAAGUUGGCAUUAAGUCUAAUCUUUUAAGGGAGGAGAAGCAUGUUUUAUGAGGUCUCAAAACAGACUGUAGACAUGCAGUUCUUUGCAGUACUUCAGUUGAUUUUUACAAAAAAAUUCUUCACAACUAAGAAGGAGGUUUUUCCUGUUUCGGUAAUUUUGUCAGUCACAUUUUGUCUUUCGGGUAUUUAGUUUACACUAAACAUUGAUAGAGGAUAUAUUGAGAGACUGAACAUUAAAAUGGAGGGAGGUUACUGUCUGAUCCAAAUCAAUAGAAUGCACUAUUAUUCAUUGUAUGGUUGCAACUUUUGGUAAGAUGAAAAACAAUGAUUAAUAGAAAUAUAUGUAAGAAACUAUUUGUAAGAUGAACAUUAAGAGGAUGGAUAUCUAAGCCAAACAUAAUGAAAAUUUGGGGCAAAAUAACAGAAAAUUUUGCUUACAAAAAUUUUGUAUAGGGCAGU
Messenger RNA from Cryptomeria japonica (Japanese cedar), 3872 nucleotides. RefSeq names its product inactive protein kinase SELMODRAFT_444075. The transcript is spliced from 9 exons. The coding region runs from base 1101 to 3329 and encodes 742 amino acids. Gene Ontology annotation, biological process: protein phosphorylation. NCBI's taxonomy places the organism in Eukaryota, Viridiplantae, Streptophyta, Pinopsida, Cupressales, Cupressaceae. The record is from RefSeq and is a predicted model, not a curated record. Gene Ontology annotation, molecular function: ATP binding; protein kinase activity.